GAUAUAUACCCCUCUCCUCCCUCAACUUUACUCUCUGACUGUAAGCUCUUCUCAUCUGCAAGUCCACCUCGCCUCUUCAGAUCGAUCGAUUCGUCUUCCUCCUUAGCUCAUCGGAAUUCAUGGCGAAAGAACCAGCUCGCGUCCUCGUUACUGGAGCCGCAGGGCAAAUUGGAUAUGCGCUUGUGCCGAUGAUCGCAAGGGGAAUCAUGCUCGGAGCGGAUCAGCCGGUGAUUCUGCACUUGCUUGAUAUUCCACCAGCUGCUGAGGCUUUGAAUGGUGUCAAGAUGGAGUUGGUGGACGCCGCUUUCCCUCUGCUUAAAGGUGUUGUUGCUACAACUGAUGUUGUGGAGGCAUGCACUGGAGUUAACAUCGCCGUCAUGGUGGGUGGCUUCCCAAGGAAAGAAGGCAUGGAAAGGAAAGACGUCAUGACAAAGAACGUUUCCAUCUACAGGUCCCAAGCUUCUGCACUGGAAAAGCAUGCAGCUCCCAACUGCAAGGUUUUGGUUGUUGCUAAUCCCGCAAACACCAAUGCAUUGAUCUUGAAGGAAUUUGCACCAUCAAUUCCUGAGAAAAACAUCACCUGUUUGACUAGACUAGAUCAUAACAGGGCCUUGGGCCAGGUUUCUGAGAGAUUGAAUGUUCAAGUUUCUGAUGUUAAGAAUGUUAUUAUCUGGGGUAACCACUCAUCGUCGCAGUAUCCUGAUGUCAACCAUGCAACUGUCAAGACACCAUCUGGGGAGAAAGGUGUCCGUGAGCUUGUUGCUGAUGAUGCAUGGUUGAAUGGAGAAUUCAUUUCCACUGUUCAACAACGUGGUGCUGCAAUCAUCAAGGCCCGUAAGCUGUCAAGUGCAUUAUCUGCUGCAAGUUCUGCUUGUGAUCACAUUCGUGAUUGGGUACUUGGAACCCCAGAGGGCACUUGGGUUUCCAUGGGUGUUUACUCUGACGGCUCAUACGAUGUACCUCCUGGUCUCAUUUUCUCAUUCCCAGUCACUUGCCAACAUGGGGAGUGGAAGAUUGUUCAAGGACUCUCUAUUGACGAGUUCUCGAGGAAGAAGUUGAAUGCAACUGCAGAGGAGCUGAGUGAGGAGAAAGCUUUGGCAUACUCUUGUCUCUCUUAGAUGCUCUCGGCCAUUCCUUGGUGUGGUUGUAAGUUGGCCUCCCUGCAAUGUGUGAGAAAAGGAAGUAGCUGAAGUUUUGAAUAAUGCCAUUGUUAAGAUAGAGAGAUGUUAAUGAUGCAGAAGCUGCUUUUGUGGGUUUUACAGUUGUUGAGCCCAAUAUUCUAUGUGGACACUUCGACUUUUUUCUUCUUUUAGUUGCAUAUUUGAACGUCAAUGGGAUUGUCCCAUUGACGUAAAAUAAUCCAUAUCUGCCUUGAUUCUAA
Molecule: messenger RNA, 1381 nt
Organism: Pyrus x bretschneideri (Chinese white pear)
Lineage: Eukaryota; Viridiplantae; Streptophyta; Magnoliopsida; Rosales; Rosaceae
Product: malate dehydrogenase-like
Exons: 7
Coding region: 120-1118 (332 amino acids)
Biological process (GO): malate metabolic process; oxaloacetate metabolic process; tricarboxylic acid cycle
Molecular function (GO): L-malate dehydrogenase (NAD+) activity
Source: RefSeq, a predicted model, not a curated record